CUUAGUUAGUGAUACGGAGGACCGAGGGCUCACUGGACAAUGAGUGAGGGGCUGAAUGGGACAGUGGUCCCUGAAAAGAGAUGGUCUGAGGAAGAGAAGUGGCUGCUGGUGGCUGUGUUGGGUGUAGAGAUGGUCAUUGGAGCUGUGGGAAACAGUCUCGUUCUGAUCGUCAAAGUCAUGUGCAGGGGUCAGUUCUGCUGCCGUUACUGGCUUCCAUUCAUCAGUCUCACCAUUUCAGAUUUAGGCUGUUCACUUCUCAUCACCUCUGGCUCCAUGAUGGCUACUCUGACAGGAGGACAGAAGUCUCCAUGGUGUGAAGUCGUCAGCCUACUAAAGUUUGCCUUCAUCACCUCAUCCAUAGGCAGUAUAGCUAUUCUCAGUGUGCAGCGGCUGAUUGGCAUGCCAUCCACAAGAAGCACUCUGUUUGGUGCCAUUGCAGCAGCCUGUUUGACUUCUUGGGUAACGGGGGUGGUGGUUGGGAGCGUUCCCAUCAUCUAUGACUGGGUCAGGUAUGAUCCUGCAGAGAUGCUGUGUGCUGUUUUCUGGGAGAGCAGCUACUCAGACAUGAUGACUUACAUCCUUUGUGCCUUUUCCAUCUGCGUCUUCCUUCCUAUCCUCCUAAUGCUUAUCUGCUCUGUAAGGAAUGCUUCCAGCUGCUGCUCCAACUCCAGCUCCGGCAACAGCAAUGAAGAAGCAGAUCUAUCUGAAGUGGCCCCUCUGUUAGUGGCUUCUUACAUGAUCUGCUACACUCCCUUUUUUAUGUCUGAGCUAAUCCUGCUGGGUAGGACGAACCUGAUUCCAGCCCCUGAUUGGCUAAGGACGCUGUCCUCAGUGAUGUCAUACCUGGACUGCUGUCUGAACCCUCUCAUCUACUGUUCCCACCAGAAUUUUCGUGACGCUGGUCUGGCCCUGUUGUGGACCAGAAAACCAAGAAAACCAGCGUUGGAGCCUGUCCUCACAGCCAUAACUAAAACUGACAAAAACAUGUGAGGCAGAUCAUGUUUAAAUUAGGGGAAAUGCAAGGAGAAACCUACUUUUCAUUAAAAUGACAAGUUAUCAUAUACAUAAAAAGUGUUUUAGUUGUUGGGAAUGUUCUAAUUCUAUCUCUUUUUAGUAAAAAGGAACACCAGCAUGAUACUAACAGGAUCUUAGCUUAAAUAGAAAAUAUUUGCAGAAUGCUAAGUUUUGCAUGUUUCAUUCCUAUUUCCAUUGCUUUUGUUAAAUAACAAACUGUAAUCAGAACAUGAAUCUUCAUGUAACAGUGUGGUGCAUCUGUACUCUGCUAUUAUGUUUUAUAUUAUUUGGUACAUUCUGUAAUUUUGCAAAAAUUCAGUAUCUCUGUAUAACUUUUUUUUGCCUCUUUUCCUCAUGCAGCCAUCCUUCUGUUUAGUGAAUCAGACACACCCAAUAGUCUAUAUUGUAUCUUAGCAAAAGAUACUAAAAGUAAAUUUAUUUUAACCUUGCUUACCCGACACUACACCUCCCUCUGAACACAGCAUCAUGCUCUGGGGUUGUGUUCUAUCAGGAGGGACAGGGAAGCUGCUCAGAGUUGAUAGGAACAUAGAUUGAGUUAAAUACUAGAAACUUGAGAUGGGAUAGUUUUACCUUCCAGCAGGACAACAAAAUAACAGCCACACCUACAAUCCUCAAAGCAUAUUUAUGGGUCCAAAUAGCCCGGUCGAAGUCCAGACCUAAAUCUAUUUGAGAAUCCCUAGCAGGACUUGAAAAUUCAUCUUCCCAUGCUGUGUCCAUACAAUCUGACUGAGCUUGAAA
Messenger RNA from Fundulus heteroclitus (mummichog), 1773 nucleotides. RefSeq names its product galanin receptor type 1. Gene Ontology annotation, biological process: G protein-coupled receptor signaling pathway. Gene Ontology annotation, cellular component: membrane. The record is from RefSeq and is a predicted model, not a curated record. Bases 40 to 990 code for a protein of 316 amino acids. Gene Ontology annotation, molecular function: G protein-coupled receptor activity. The transcript is spliced from 8 exons. NCBI's taxonomy places the organism in Eukaryota, Metazoa, Chordata, Actinopteri, Cyprinodontiformes, Fundulidae.